AUGCCCGAUCGGGCGUUUUGCAUGAGGAAAAACGCCAAGACAAUGGUUAGAGACCUUGGAGUCCCAAAAUACUUUCUUGGUUUAGAGAUUGCAAGAAACAAGAAAGGGAUCAUGAUCUCUCAGAGAAAAUAUGCCAUGGAUCUUAUCAGAGAUGCAGGGCUAUUGGGAUGCAAGCCCUCUCCCGUUCCUAUGGAUCCUCUAAAACAGCUCAAACAAGAUUCUGGUAACUUGAUGGAGGAUCCAUCUAAGUAUAGAAGAUUGAUUGGGAGAUUGCUAUACUUGUGUAUAACUAGGGCGGAUAUAACUUUUGCGGUUCACAAACUCAGUCAAUUUGUGUCAAAACCUUGUGAAAAACAUUGGGAGGCUGGUGAAAAGGUCCUAAGAUAUCUGAAGGACACACCUGGGCACAGCUUAUUCUACUCAAGUGCUGCUAAUUCUAUACUUAGCAAUUUCUCAGAUGCUGACUGGGCAGCAUGUCCAGACACUCGAAGAUCAAUGACUGGUUAUUGUUUUAUUUCUUGGAACAUCAUUAAUCUCCCGGAGGGCAAAGAAACAACAUACCAUAUCAAGAUCAUCAGCAUAAGCUGA
This is a messenger RNA of Salvia splendens (bonfire salvia), 588 nucleotides long. RefSeq lists its product as uncharacterized. The transcript has 2 exons. The record is from RefSeq and is a predicted model, not a curated record. Bases 1 to 588 code for a protein of 195 amino acids. Lineage: Eukaryota; Viridiplantae; Streptophyta; Magnoliopsida; Lamiales; Lamiaceae.